Messenger RNA from Meriones unguiculatus (Mongolian gerbil), 13026 nucleotides. RefSeq names its product teneurin transmembrane protein 4 (gene Tenm4). Gene Ontology annotation, biological process: heterophilic cell-cell adhesion; signal transduction; neuron development. Lineage: Eukaryota; Metazoa; Chordata; Mammalia; Rodentia; Muridae. Gene Ontology annotation, molecular function: protein heterodimerization activity; cell adhesion molecule binding; protein homodimerization activity. The record is from RefSeq and is a predicted model, not a curated record. Gene Ontology annotation, cellular component: membrane; neuron projection.
UAUGAAAGAUGACUAUCACUGGCCAGGAGAUGGGAUGGAGGCGACGAAGGAGCCCCAGGAGAAUGCUGUGGAAGGUAGCAGAUAAUGACACCUGGGCAGGCCACUGCCAAACAGCAAAUGGCCCUGGGGACAGAGGAAUCUACCACUCUGCCUUGAGCGCAGCAAGGGCCCAGUUUGUGGAUGUGGAAGAGCGUGAGCCAGUGGCCAUGGAUGUGAAGGAGAGGAAGCCCUAUCGCUCGCUGACCCGGCGCCGCGAUGCCGAGCACCGCUACACCAGCUCUUCGGCGGACAGCGAGGAGGGCAAGGCCCCACAGAAGUCCUACAGCUCCAGUGAGACCCUGAAGGCCUAUGACCAAGAGGCUCGGCUAGCCUACGGCAGCCGCGUCAAGGACAUGGUACCACAGGAGACAGAGGAGUUCUGCCACACGGGCACUAAUUUCACCCUGCGUGAGCUGGGGCUUGGGGAGAUGACGCCCCCUCAUGGGACCCUCUACCGGACAGACAUUGGCCUCCCACACUGUGGCUAUUCCAUGGGGGCCAGCUCUGAGGCGGACCUGGAAGCAGACACUGUGCUGUCCCCUGAGCACCCAGUGCGCCUGUGGGGCCGGAGCACGCGGUCAGGGCGCAGCUCCUGCCUGUCCAGCCGGGCCAACUCCAACCUCACGCUCACUGACACGGAGCAUGAGAACACAGAGACCGGUGCUCCCUUGCAUUGUUCAUCUGCUUCAUCAACCCCUAUUGAGCAGUCCCCCUCCCCGCCCCCCUCCCCUCCGGCCAAUGAGAGCCAGAGGCGGUUGCUAGGCAACGGUGUGGCCCAGCCAACCCCGGACUCAGACUCUGAGGAAGAGUUUGUCCCUAAUUCAUUCUUAGUUAAAAGUGGCUCCACCAGCCUGGGGGUCGCAGCGAACGAUCAUCCUAGUGGCCUGCAGAACCACCCUCGGCUCCGGACACCACCGCCGCCCCUCCCCCACGCCCACACCCCCAACCAGCACCACGCGGCCUCCAUCAACUCUUUGAACAGGGGCAACUUCACCCCAAGGAGCAACCCAAGCCCAGCGCCGACAGACCACUCACUCUCCGGGGAGCCCGCGGCAGGCAGCGCCCAGGAGCCGACCCAUGCCCAGGACAACUGGCUACUCAACAGUAACAUCCCACUGGAGACCAGGCACUUCCUCUUCAAGCCCGGAGGCACCUCCCCGCUCUUCUGCACCACAUCCCCAGGGUACCCCCUAACGUCUAGCACCGUGUACUCGCCCCCACCCCGGCCCCUGCCCCGCAGCACCUUCUCCCGACCAGCCUUUAACCUCAAGAAGCCUUCUAAGUACUGCAACUGGAAGUGCGCAGCCCUGAGCGCCAUCGUCAUCUCGGCCACGCUGGUCAUCCUGCUCGCAUACUUUGUGGCCAUGCACCUGUUUGGCCUAAACUGGCACCUGCAGCCGAUGGAGGGGCAGAUGUAUGAGAUCACGGAGGACACAGCCAGAAGUUGGCCUGUGCCAACGGACGUCUCCCUGUAUCCCUCAGGGGGCACUGGCUUAGAGACCCCUGACAGGAAAGGCAAAGGAGCCACAGAAGGAAGGCCAAGUAGUUUCUUUCCAGAGGACAGUUUCAUAGACUCUGGAGAAAUCGACGUGGGGAGACGGGCUUCCCAGAAGAUUCCGCCUGGAACAUUCUGGAGAUCUCAGGUGUUCAUAGACCACCCUGUGCAUCUGAAGUUCAAUGUGUCUUUGGGGAAAGCAGCUCUGGUUGGCAUUUACGGCAGAAAAGGCCUUCCUCCUUCUCACACUCAGUUUGACUUUGUGGAGCUACUGGAUGGAAGAAGGCUCCUAACCCAGGAGGCAAGGAACCUCGGGGGUCCCCAACGCCAGUCACGGGGCGCUGUUCCUCCAUCCAGCCAUGAGACCGGUUUCAUCCAGUAUCUGGAUUCGGGAAUCUGGCACCUGGCCUUUUACAAUGAUGGGAAGGAGUCUGAAGUGGUUUCCUUCCUCACCACCGCCAUUGAAUCAGUGGAUAACUGCCCCAGCAACUGUUAUGGUAAUGGUGACUGCAUUUCUGGGACCUGCCACUGCUUCCUGGGUUUUCUGGGUCCUGACUGUGGCCGAGCCUCCUGCCCCGUGCUGUGCAGCGGGAAUGGCCAGUACCUGAAGGGCCGGUGCCUGUGCCACAGUGGCUGGAAGGGCGCCGAGUGUGAUGUGCCCACCAGCCAGUGCAUCGACGUGGCCUGCAGCGGCCACGGCACCUGCAUCAUGGGCACGUGCAUCUGCAACCCGGGCUACAAGGGCGAGAGCUGCGAGGAAGUGGACUGCAUGGACCCCACGUGUUCCAGCCGAGGUGUCUGCGUGCGAGGCGAGUGCCACUGCUCCGUGGGAUGGGGAGGCACCAACUGUGAGACCCCCAGGGCCACGUGUUUGGACCAGUGCUCGGGCCACGGAACCUUCCUCCCAGACACUGGGCUUUGCAACUGUGACCCAAGCUGGACCGGACAUGACUGUUCCAUUGAGAUCUGCGCUGCUGACUGCGGUGGCCACGGCGUCUGCGUAGGGGGCACCUGCCGCUGUGAGGAUGGCUGGAUGGGGGCCGCGUGCGACCAGCGGGCCUGCCACCCGCGCUGCGCAGAACAUGGGACCUGCCGGGAUGGCAAGUGCGAAUGCAGCCCCGGCUGGAAUGGCGAGCACUGCACCAUCGCUCACUAUCUGGAUAGGGUAGUUAAAGAGGGCUGUCCUGGCUUGUGCAAUGGAAAUGGCAGAUGUACCCUGGACCUGAAUGGGUGGCACUGUGUCUGCCAGCUGGGCUGGAGAGGAGCUGGCUGUGACACAUCCAUGGAAACUGCCUGUGGAGACAGCAAGGACAACGAUGGAGAUGGCUUGGUGGACUGCAUGGACCCCGACUGCUGCCUCCAGCCCCUCUGUCAUGUCAACCCACUGUGUCUGGGCUCCCCUGACCCUCUGGACAUCAUCCAAGAGACACAGGCCCCCGUAUCCCAGCAGAACCUGCACUCCUUCUACGACCGCAUCAAGUUCCUCGUGGGCAGGGACAGCACACAUGUCAUCCCUGGAGAGAACCCCUUUGAUGGAGGGCAUGCGUGUGUCAUCCGUGGACAAGUGAUGACAUCCGAUGGGACCCCCCUGGUCGGUGUGAACAUCAGUUUCAUCAACAACCCUCUCUUUGGGUACACAAUCAGCAGGCAAGAUGGCAGCUUUGACCUGGUCACAAAUGGCGGCAUCUCCAUCAUCUUGAGAUUCGAACGGGCACCCUUCAUCACGCAGGAGCAUACCCUCUGGCUACCCUGGGACCGCUUCUUUGUCAUGGAAACCAUCGUCAUGAGACAUGAGGAGAAUGAGAUUCCCAGCUGCGACCUGAGCAACUUCGCCCGCCCCAACCCUGUGGUGUCUCCAUCCCCACUGACAUCCUUUGCCAGCUCCUGUGCUGAGAAAGGCCCCAUUGUCCCAGAAAUCCAGGCCCUGCAAGAGGAAAUCAUCAUUGCUGGAUGCAAGAUGAGGUUGAGCUAUCUGAGCAGCCGCACCCCUGGCUACAAGUCUGUCCUGAGGAUCAGCCUCACACACCCCACCAUCCCCUUCAACCUCAUGAAAGUCCACCUCAUGGUGGCAGUCGAGGGUCGCCUCUUCAGGAAGUGGUUUGCAGCAGCCCCUGACCUGUCCUAUUACUUCAUCUGGGACAAGACAGAUGUCUACAACCAGAAGGUGUUUGGGCUCUCAGAAGCCUUCGUUUCUGUGGGUUAUGAAUACGAAUCCUGCCCCGAUCUGAUCCUGUGGGAGAAAAGGACGGCGGUGUUGCAGGGCUAUGAAAUCGAUGCAUCCAAGCUGGGGGGCUGGAGCCUGGAUAAGCACCACGCCCUGAACAUCCAGAGUGGCAUCCUGCACAAAGGGAAUGGAGAGAACCAGUUUGUGUCUCAGCAGCCGCCAGUCAUCGGCAGCGUCAUGGGCAACGGGCGCAGAAGGAGCAUUUCCUGCCCCAGCUGCAAUGGCCUUGCUGAUGGCAACAAGCUCCUGGCCCCUGUGGCCCUCACCUGCGGCUCCGACGGGAGUCUCUAUGUGGGAGACUUCAAUUACAUCCGCAGGAUCUUCCCCUCCGGAAAUGUCACCAACAUCCUGGAGAUGAGGAAUAAAGAUUUCAGACAUAGUCACAGCCCAGCACACAAAUACUACUUGGCUACAGACCCCAUGAGCGGAGCCGUCUUCCUGUCGGACACCAACAGCCGGCGGGUCUUCAAGAUCAAGUCUACCACAGUGGUGAAGGACGUGGUCAAGAACUCUGAGGUGGUGGCGGGGACUGGUGACCAGUGCCUCCCCUUUGAUGACACUCGCUGCGGAGAUGGAGGGAAAGCCACAGAGGCCACGCUCACCAAUCCCAGGGGAAUUACAGUGGACAAGUUCGGGCUCAUUUACUUCGUGGAUGGGACCAUGAUUAGACGCGUUGAUCAAAAUGGGAUCAUCUCCACUUUGCUGGGCUCCAAUGACCUCACCUCGGCCAGGCCCCUCAGCUGUGACUCUGUCAUGGACAUUUCUCAGGUUCGCCUGGAGUGGCCCACAGACUUAGCCAUCAACCCAAUGGAUAAUUCUCUCUAUGUCCUCGACAACAAUGUGGUCCUACAAAUCUCUGAAAACCACCAGGUCCGCAUCGUGGCUGGGAGGCCCAUGCACUGCCAGGUCCCUGGCAUCGACCACUUCCUGCUGAGCAAGGUGGCCAUCCACGCAACCCUGGAGUCAGCCACGGCUCUGGCUGUCUCACACAAUGGAGUCCUGUAUAUCGCUGAGACCGACGAGAAAAAGAUCAACCGCAUCAGGCAGGUCACCACGAGCGGCGAGAUCUCACUGGUUGCUGGUGCCCCCAGUGGCUGCGACUGUAAAAACGAUGCCAACUGUGACUGCUUCUCUGGAGAUGAUGGUUAUGCCAAGGACGCAAAGCUGAAUACCCCCUCUUCCUUGGCUGUGUGCGCAGAUGGGGAGCUCUACGUGGCCGACCUCGGAAACAUCCGAAUUCGGUUUAUCCGGAAGAACAAGCCUUUCCUCAACACCCAGAACAUGUACGAGCUGUCCUCCCCCAUCGACCAGGAGCUGUACCUCUUUGACACCAGUGGCAAGCAUCUGUAUACCCAGAGCCUACCUACCGGAGACUACCUCUACAACUUCACUUACACGGGGGACGGCGACAUCACACACAUCACAGACAACAAUGGCAACAUGGUGAAUGUCCGCCGAGACUCCACCGGAAUGCCCCUCUGGCUGGUAGUCCCGGAUGGCCAGGUAUACUGGGUAACCAUGGGCACCAAUAGCGCGCUCAGAAGUGUCACCACACAAGGACAUGAGCUGGCUAUGAUGACAUACCACGGCAACUCUGGCCUUUUGGCGACCAAAAGCAAUGAAAAUGGGUGGACAACAUUCUAUGAGUAUGACAGCUUUGGUCGCCUGACAAAUGUCACCUUUCCAACUGGUCAGGUGAGCAGUUUCCGAAGCGACACAGACAGCUCAGUGCACGUGCAGGUAGAGACCUCCAGCAAAGAUGACGUCACCAUAACAACCAACCUGUCUGCCUCCGGUGCCUUCUACACUCUGUUGCAAGACCAAGUCCGGAACAGCUACUACAUCGGGGCUGAUGGUUCCCUGCGGCUGCUGCUAGCCAACGGCAUGGAAGUGGCUCUUCAGACCGAGCCACACCUGCUGGCUGGCACUGUCAACCCCACUGUGGGCAAGAGGAAUGUCACGUUGCCCAUUGACAAUGGCCUCAACCUGGUGGAAUGGCGGCAGCGCAAGGAGCAGGCUCGAGGCCAGGUCACGGUCUUCGGGCGCCGCCUGCGGGUUCACAACCGAAACCUCUUGUCUCUGGACUUCGACCGUGUAACGCGCACAGAGAAGAUCUAUGAUGACCACCGCAAGUUCACCCUUCGGAUCCUCUAUGACCAGGCAGGGAGGCCGAGCCUCUGGUCGCCCAGCAGCAGGCUGAAUGGUGUCAAUGUGACCUACUCCCCUGGGGGUCACAUUGCUGGAAUCCAGAGGGGCAUCAUGUCUGAGAGGAUGGAAUAUGACCAGGCAGGGCGCAUCACAUCCCGGAUCUUUGCAGAUGGAAAAAUGUGGAGCUACACAUACUUAGAGAAGUCCAUGGUGCUUCACCUCCACAGCCAGAGGCAGUACAUUUUCGAGUUUGACAAGAACGACCGCCUCUCUUCCGUGACCAUGCCCAACGUAGCCCGGCAGACGCUGGAGACCAUUCGCUCGGUGGGCUACUACCGGAACAUCUACCAACCCCCCGAAGGCAACGCCUCCGUCAUCCAGGACUUCACCGAGGAUGGACGCCUGCUGCACACCUUCUACUUGGGCACCGGCCGCAGGGUCAUUUACAAGUACGGCAAGUUGUCAAAGCUGGCCGAGACUCUGUAUGACACCACCAAGGUAAGCUUCACCUACGAUGAGACGGCAGGCAUGCUGAAGACCGUCAACCUGCAGAACGAGGGCUUCACCUGCACCAUCCGCUACCGUCAGAUCGGGCCCCUCAUUGACCGCCAGAUCUUCCGGUUCACAGAGGAAGGCAUGGUCAACGCCCGUUUUGACUACAACUAUGACAACAGUUUCCGCGUGACCAGCAUGCAGGCCGUGAUCAACGAGACCCCGCUUCCCAUCGACCUGUACCGCUAUGAUGAUGUGUCGGGGAAGACGGAGCAGUUUGGCAAGUUCGGGGUCAUCUACUAUGACAUCAACCAGAUCAUCACCACAGCCGUCAUGACCCACACCAAGCAUUUUGAUGCCUAUGGCAGGAUGAAGGAAGUACAGUAUGAGAUCUUCCGGUCACUCAUGUACUGGAUGACGGUUCAGUACGAUAACAUGGGACGGGUAGUGAAGAAGGAGCUGAAGGUAGGGCCCUAUGCCAACACCACCCGCUACUCCUAUGAGUACGACGCCGAUGGCCAGCUGCAGACAGUCUCCAUCAAUGACAAGCCGCUCUGGCGCUACAGCUACGACCUCAAUGGGAAUCUGCACCUGCUGAGCCCCGGGAACAGCGCACGGCUCACGCCACUACGGUACGACCUCCGUGACCGCAUCACGAGGCUGGGGGACGUGCAGUACAAGAUGGAUGAGGAUGGCUUCCUGAGGCAGCGGGGUGGGGAUGUCUUCGAGUACAAUUCGGCCGGCCUGCUCAUCAAAGCCUACAACCGGGCCAGUGGCUGGAGCGUCAGGUACCGCUACGAUGGCCUGGGGCGCCGCGUAUCCAGCAAGAGCAGCCACAGCCACCACCUACAGUUCUUCUAUGCAGACCUGACCAACCCCACCAAGGUCACCCAUCUCUACAAUCACUCCAGCUCUGAGAUCACCUCCCUCUACUAUGAUCUGCAAGGACACCUCUUUGCCAUGGAGCUGAGCAGUGGCGAUGAGUUUUACAUAGCUUGUGACAACAUCGGGACCCCUCUUGCUGUCUUCAGUGGAACGGGCUUGAUGAUUAAGCAGAUCCUAUACACAGCCUAUGGGGAGAUCUACAUGGACACAAACCCCAACUUCCAGAUCGUCAUUGGCUAUCAUGGUGGUCUCUAUGAUCCGCUCACCAAGCUUGUCCACAUGGGCCGACGGGAUUACGAUGUGCUGGCCGGACGCUGGACCAGCCCAGACCACGAGCUCUGGAAGCGCCUGAGUAGCAACAGCAUCGUGCCUUUUCAUCUCUACAUGUUUAAGAACAACAACCCCAUCAGCAACUCCCAAGACAUCAAGUGCUUCAUGACAGAUGUCAACAGCUGGCUACUCACCUUUGGAUUCCAGCUGCACAACGUGAUACCUGGCUAUCCCAAACCAGACACAGAUGCUGUGGAACCCUCCUAUGAGCUUGUGCACACACAGAUGAAAACCCAGGAGUGGGACAACAGCAAGUCUAUCCUCGGGGUACAGUGUGAAGUCCAGAAGCAACUGAAGGCCUUUGUCACCUUAGAGCGCUUUGACCAGCUUUACGGCUCCACCGUCACCAGCUGCCAACAGGCCCCAGAGACAAAGAAGUUUGCCUCCAGUGGUUCCAUCUUUGGCAAGGGGGUCAAGUUUGCCUUGAAAGAUGGUCGAGUGACCACUGACAUCAUCAGUGUGGCCAACGAGGAUGGGCGGAGGAUUGCGGCCAUCUUGAACAAUGCCCACUAUCUAGAGAACCUUCACUUCACCAUUGAUGGGGUGGAUACCCACUACUUUGUGAAACCAGGACCUUCGGAAGGUGACCUGGCCAUCCUGGGCCUCAGUGGGGGACGGCGAACCCUGGAGAACGGGGUCAACGUCACUGUGUCCCAGAUCAACACCAUGCUCAGUGGCAGGACUAGACGCUACACUGACAUCCAGCUGCAGUACAGGGCUCUGUGCCUGAACACCCGCUACGGGACAACGGUGGAUGAGGAGAAGGCACGGGUUCUGGAGCUGGCCAGGCAGAGAGCCGUGCGCCAGGCUUGGGCCCGAGAGCAGCAGAGACUGAGGGAAGGGGAGGAAGGCCUGAGGGCCUGGACAGAGGGGGAAAAGCAGCAGGUGCUGAACACAGGGCGGGUGCAAGGCUAUGACGGCUUUUUUGUGACUUCCGUCGAGCAGUACCCAGAACUGUCAGACAGCGCCAACAACAUCCACUUCAUGAGACAGAGCGAGAUGGGCCGAAGGUGACAGAAAGGGCCAAGGCCUGGACUUCUUGCCAAAGACAGCUACUCUUCUGUGGCCGUAUACCUGACUGUGUUGUACUUAAAAAAAAACAAAAACAAAAACUUUUUUUUAACAAGUGCAGAAAAAAAAAAACAUAUUUGUUGCAUUGUUAAUUCAUGCAACAUCCUUUUUUUUUUUUUUUAAAGAAAAGAAAAACACAAAUUUGGCCUUCAUACAUUUUUUGCAAAGAAUGAAAGGUUUUGUUUUGUUUUGGUUUGUUUUUUUUCUGUAAUGUGAUCACAAUGCUAAUUUUAUUGUCUUUUGUUCCUUUUUUUUCCUUGAGGAAUUUUCCCUGUUGUUUGGGGUACAUUUCUCCUCUCUUUGGGGUACACAUCUCCUUGGGCGUGUCCUCAUCCAUUCCUAGGUACCCAGCGUGAUGUGAGGCACGAGUGUCUGUGCUAAAUUGUCUCAUGUAUAACCCUUUCUUCUUUGACUGGGGUUGGGCAGGAGUGAGGGGUGCAGGGAGUAAUGGGCCUUGUGGGACCUUGGGAGCUUUGGUUAGGAUCCCACAAAAAGCGGUCGGUUUCUCUUCACCAUGUGUUGUGCCUCCUGAGGACCUACAUCAUGCUCUGGAAGAGUCCAUGAUGUUUAGCACCUUUUCAAGCCACCCAAAACUCCUGUCCAACCUUUAUAUUUUGAUGCUAAAUGAACCCCACCCCUCUCCCUUUUGCAAAUCUCUAGUGUAGUUGUCAGUGCCACGCCCAUCCCCAUAAUGAAAUAGAGGAAGUAUCUCCCAGGCCCUUUCCCCCGUCUGGUGACAUAACAUCCUGGGGCUAUGAGCCCCAUCCUUUCCAAGAGGCGAAAGCACCCAGGAUGUCUGUGAGUUGUUGAUCCUCCUUGGUGUCCCUCAUCUUCUCCCCUCUCCCAAAGUCAGACUUGAGAACCAGCACUGCACACCCAGCCCUGAAUGUCCAGGGAAGGCAAGGAACCCCUGUCCCCGUGAUUUUAGGUUAGCUUCCCUCCAGCGCUCAGCUGCCACCACUGAGAAUCAGGAGUGUGGCAAGAGAUGCCUGAUGGCCUUUGAUCCUGGAAAGAUGCAUAAGAAACAAGUCAGCCAAAGAAAGGAGUCAGCCAAGGCAUGAUCCGAGAACCCUAACCAGCUCCUCAAGUUGCCUCUGUCUCCCCUGUAUACACAGGCUAUUCCCAGAGGCUCUGGCAUCCCAGAGCCUGAGCUUUCAGGAAAUCCCGUCUGUGGGAUUCUUCGCUAGAGGACCCCAGGCAGGACUGUUUCUGUUUCUGUUCUGUUUUGUUUUGUUUUGUUUUUAAAUAAGAAGAAAGAGCUCGUUUGGUAUGGCCUAUGUCAUACAACCCACUGGGAUCAGGGACGGUGGUGCCAGAGGCUAGUGCCCACGGAUUCAGAAGGCCAGGCUAGCACUAAAUACCUGUACACAUCAUCCGAAGUGCGGAGGGCACAGGAGUGUCACAGCAAGAGCUGGGAGCGCACUGGAGGAUUCCUUUCUUGGUUUGUCUGCCUAGAUACAAUUGUCAUUAGCACUCACUGGAGGCUCUGGGAGACAGGGGGGGAGCCAAAUGCUUCCUUUUGAGCUGGGCUUCUUAGAAAAUGGGACUUUUAUGGGUUACAUUUACAUUAAGUGUGGAAAAUGAAUUCUGAGUCUAAGCUAUUCCCCGUGGAAACCUUGUUGGACUGAUAAAGCUCAUGGCACCUUUAUAGCCUUACAGAGUCUUCAGAAUAUGACAUGAGUUAAUGAAACCAAGAAGGUCUCUUACCGCAUGAAAAUCGGAGCAGUGUGUAGUCUGGGUUCUGCCUGGCGGAGGGAGGUGUCCAAAGCUUGUUGGGGAGGGGAGAUCCUGCCUUACAUUGUCCCGCUGGGAUUAGAGGAUGUGUUUCGCUAAGUGCUCUUCCUGAUUCCAAAAAAAAAAAAAAAAAAAAUAGUCACACUGCUGCAACAGUGUGCCGUGGCCUGCUGUGUCCAUGGCUUGCUCAUUGCCUGUGGGUCAGAGCUGUGCUGGGUCGGAUUUGAUGCUCCCUCAGGCCCACUGCACCCAGCAUGAGCUGGAAAUGGGCACUCCCUUCUGGCAUGAUCAUUCUUGGAAGGGACAGAAAAAGAGUUUGACAUGAACAACACAGGUCUUUUUGUAUCCAAAAGAAUUAUACCCCUCAAAAUGUACUUUUGCUGUAAGGGUCCUUUGGGAAGAGUUGUCCUGUGAGCUGGCCUAGUUGAUCUGUCCCCUACCGGCUGCCCGACUGACCUUGGCUGAGAUCUGCUGGGGACAUUUACUUGUGAGACUGAGACAACACGUGACCCAAGAGAACCGUCCAUCUCUGUGUAGCUGCCCAGGCUGUGUCUUCCUCCUCCACCAUCUUCUUCCCUCAAAGAAUAGAUAGAUUUCUAUAGGGAUCAGGAAACACAAUGAAUUAAUGGGGUAUUUUUUUUUAAAUAAGUGAUCCUGUAUUUUUCCUGGGCUCCAUCCCAGAAAGAUUACCUUGCUUCUACAGGGGAAACAUGGAAGCAUCCCUGAGCUGGACAGCUGUAGGCUAGACAGAGCUGUGUGCCUCCCUUUGAUGCUGUCCUCUCUGAACUUUGGUCUUGGCCCUUUGAGUUGGAUCCCACCUCCCAGGUGGGUGUGGAGGUGCAAGCCACAGCUCCUUUAGCCUUGAACAAUAAAUGCCAUCCGGGACAACACCUGUCCUUUGAACACUAGCUACAUGUAGCCACUUGAGAGAGUGGCCAGGUCUUCCUCGCUGGUGGAAGUCUGUGAGUCUGAUGGGAGUUAGCCUCUGAACCUCUAAGGUUUCUUUUUGAGUGGUUUCUGCCUUCUCUACUCUCCACAACUACCAACCAGUCCCUCAGCCUCAGCCCCUCCUCCAUGACCUUAAUUCCCAACUUUGUCUUUUAUACCCUAACCAUCCCCAUUGCCAUCUCCCAGACAGGCAUCAAGAGGGGGGAUAUUGACUCCACGGUAAACCACACCGUAGCCUCUGACAGCUGGCUUAGAAUCGCUGCUGAAGAGUUAGCCAAGGUCUAUACCAGUGCUUGACUCUACUGAGGGAUGCGAGGUUCGAAAGAAAUCCUAGGUAGUUAAUGGGAGACCGAGGCUGGACAAGUGCCUGCAGAUAUCAGGGACAGGAGGGGAUGGCAAGCAGAUGGCGGAGAGGCAGAGUUGCUGAGUAAAGUGGGCGUGGCUUUCUAGGCACAGAGCAAGGGAAGAAGAAAGGGCCUUUCAGCUUGACUUUAUGUUACUGCCUCUAUAGACGAGGUUUCUGCUGUGACAUCUUGGAACACAGCCUUGCCGUUUGCAGCCCUUGCCUUUCUGGUGGCCUCGUGGAGAGAGAAAUGACACUGGGCUUUGCACCCAGGGAGAUGAGCUUGCUGGCUUCCAGCAGAGGGCUGGGGUUUGGGGUUUAAUCAUCCAUUACACAAAGAUGAAAAUGUUCUCCGUUUCUCACAACAGCUACCUAGCCCAAGGGGUUACUCCUGAUCCCGGGGUUGGGAAGGCUCACCUCCCCAUAGGGUCCGAGAAAGCCCCAGUCUCUCCUUUCUCCUGGGCUCUUCAUCAGGACUAAAAGCCCUCCCUCCAUGCGACACACGCUGUCCCCAGCGAGGUCAAAACCAUUGUGGGAACGGAAGGAAGUGAAAAGCAGGACUCUGUAGUUCAAGGCCUUUUUAUUUAGCCUUCCCAAAACAGCAAACUCAUUUUAAAGACUCAUUGCUCAGGUGACAGAAACUUUAUCCUCUCCAACCUUUCAUUCUCAAAAAACCAGCCUUGUGUACUUGACUGCCCUGAACAGUGGUGCGCUCUGAGGUUUUGCGGUGUUGUGGAGGUCAAAGGUGGGGGGGCGCGGGGUAGGGCCCUGUGUUGGGUUUCUUACCCUCUGGGGAAUGCCAAAGGCAUGAGACUGGGCUACUUCCUGGUCCCUAAGGAAAAAAGAUGUGAUUGAGUCUACGGGCAGAUGGUUCAGGGAUGACUGCGCAUGGGCAGGCCCAGCUGUCCCAGCAGAGGCUGACCCACAGAGGCCUGGUGGUCCCCAGCAGCUCUGACCUACUCAGCGCCAGAACCCCACUGUUCUCAAUGUGCCCGUCGUUCUGAGGACUUCUGAACCCGCAGCUCUGGCAAAGGACGAUUCCGAGCUGCCUCUGGAUGAGCAACACUGGAGACUCUGGCCUUACCAUGUGGAAAUCGUUUUCCUGAAGUCUGGAACUAAUUUUGAGAAGUUUUUUUCUCAACACUUUUGUGUCUCUCUAACACUGUAUUCUGGACUGUGUAAAUACCGAUGAGGCUGUAAAUAAACGCAGAUGUAGAUACCUUCUAGAAAAACAAGGGGGAAAAAAGCAUAAAAACAAAACCAGAAGUGGUCCUGUGUAGCCUUCGUUGACAAAUAAAAGACUAUUUUGUGUUUAAA